AUUGUUGUUUGUUAUCCUUCAGUCUAAUAUGACUCUAAUCUUCAAAUGUCAAAUUUAGUGCAGUAUUGUUGGAGUAAAAGUGUUAAAAAUUUAUGUAAUUUUUAAUUGAUGAUAAUUUUAAUAGUGCAAAAUGUCGAACGAUAGUGGUGACGAUAAUUUUCAGCAGAAUAAUGAACAUGACAUUGAAGGUAAUGUGGAACUUCAAUUUGAGGGAGACGAUACAGUUCCAUUUGGGGGAGACGACACAGAUUUUUUAAGCGAAUCAGAAACGGAAGACAUUACCAACACUGGAAGCGAAGUUCAGUUUGAUACAAAUCUACCAACAACACACAAGUAUUUAGGGAAGUUAAAUAAUGUUAGUGGCUAUACACUUUAUGACGAUGGUGAAGUCAAAACCAUGUUGGCAAUACAUACAAGUACAUUGGUCUUACCUGGCUUUACAUUGCCUUUGGUAAUGAGCAGCGAUAUGGAAAAAAAUGUAAUGCAAACUUAUUUGGCUCAGUCCCAUGUAUUUGCGUUAGUCUGUGCAGAUGAGGAAGGCUCAAGAAUUUAUAAGUAUGGGGUUACAAUGGAAGUAUUUGAGUCCUUUGUAAAAAGAGAGACCUUGUAUUUGAAAGCUAAAGGCAGGCAAAGAUGUAAGAUUUUAUCAGAAAGAGAGGUGAGACCUCUUACAGGGCGUCUUCAGCAAUUAACUGUCAAGAUUUUGGCUGAACCAGCCAUAAUUUCUCCUAUCAAUGAUACACAGUUGUUAGUUUUAAGAAAAAGACGAAAAUGCGUUGUGGAUAAUUACGAAGACUUCCUAAAGUAUUAUAAGUAUAGGAGGUAUCAUUUAGCUCAAUUUGCCCAUCCUGCGUGGGUUUAUGAUCACAAUGAACUUUUCUAUUACGUCAAAUUAAUAUUAGAUGGACUGUCAACUUUUUAUUUAAAGGAUAAUAUACCUUCCGAACCAGUGUCUUUGUCAUACUGGUUUAUACAAAAUUUUGAAUUGACCCAUGAAGAGAGACUGAAAUUAAUGCGUUUGAAUACCUCCUUGGAACGAUUACGGCUUGAGUUUAAAUAUUUAAAAAUGCAAAGGAUAAUCUGCUGCGCGACGUGUAAAGUGGAUAUAGCUAAACAAAGUGAUGUAUUUGCAAUGUCCAAAGAUGGUGUGCAGAGUAAUUACUGCAAUCCAGGUGGCUACGUAUACGAAACGGUGACAGUUUCUAAAGCGAAAAACUUCACGUUGGUGGGGCAACCUUCGAAAGAGUUCAGCUGGUUUCCGGGCUAUACAUGGACAAUUAUGCAAUGUAAGUUAUGUCAAGUCCAUUUGGGGUGGAUGUUUACCUCAAAACUACUUCAGCCCCCUUUUUUCUAUGGUCUUGCUCGAAGUGGUUUCGACAUUCAAAUUGUAGCAAAUGAGGAGUCUAGUGAAUAGAUCUCGUUCUCAGCUUCAAUCUCGGUACCUACCUAUUUGUGUAAAUUUCUACUUAUACCAACAAAACAAAAAUGGAUGCUAAAAAUAUAAGAUCAACCAGCCAAAUAAUUUCUAUAAAAAGGCAAUUUUGUGUAGAAGUUUGUAAUGUAGUAGCAGCUCAGUAAGGCUUAUACCUACAUUUAAACAAA
Molecule: messenger RNA, 1602 nt
Organism: Agrilus planipennis (emerald ash borer)
Lineage: Eukaryota; Metazoa; Arthropoda; Insecta; Coleoptera; Buprestidae
Gene: ohgt
Product: protein cereblon
Exons: 9
Coding region: 131-1414 (427 amino acids)
Source: RefSeq, a predicted model, not a curated record